UUGAGCGGCUUCACUUCGAUAGAGCAGCAUCAUGUCUGGUAGAGGUAAAGGCGGUAAGGGACUCGGUAAAGGUGGCGCAAAGCGUCAUCGUAAGGUCCUUCGCGAUAACAUCCAGGGAAUCACUAAGCCGGCUAUUCGCCGUCUGGCUCGCCGUGGCGGUGUUAAGCGUAUUUCUGGCCUGAUUUAUGAAGAGACUCGCGGUGUGCUGAAGGUCUUCUUGGAGAACGUCAUCCGCGACGCCGUCACCUACACCGAGCAUGCCAAAAGAAAGACUGUCACCGCCAUGGAUGUGGUGUACGCUCUGAAACGCCAGGGACGCACUCUGUACGGCUUCGGCGGAUAAACGUUCAAAACCGAACCACGUCAACACAACGGCUCUUUUAAGAGCCACCCAAAUAUCCACAAAGACAUUUUCCUGCUUUACCGCGCGUGUGUGUGGACGCAAAUGACGUCAAAAGCCGUAUAAAGCAAUAUCCAUCAUAUGUCAAUGUAAUAGAUGCUUUUUAGUACAAUAUUAUAAAUUCAUUGAUUUAUA
Molecule: messenger RNA, 535 nt
Organism: Tachysurus fulvidraco (yellow catfish)
Lineage: Eukaryota; Metazoa; Chordata; Actinopteri; Siluriformes; Bagridae
Product: histone H4
Exons: 1
Coding region: 32-343 (103 amino acids)
Biological process (GO): nucleosome assembly
Cellular component (GO): nucleosome
Molecular function (GO): structural constituent of chromatin; DNA binding; protein heterodimerization activity
Source: RefSeq, a predicted model, not a curated record